AAGCUCGGGGCUUAUUUAGCACACAUGACUGGCCCACCUCUUUUCCUGUAAAUCAUAUUAGUACCAUUUUUAAUCAACUCAAUCUCAAGUUCCCAGCAUUCUCUUUCCUCACUUCUCCAAAUUUGCAUCAACAUUAGCCUGAUUUUUUGAGGUAUCAGAUGGCAGGUGAGCCAGUUAAUGUAAAUGAGUUUCAAGAAUUGGCUCGUCGAGCCCUUCCCAAGAUGUACUACGAUUUCUAUGCUGGAGGAGCUGAAGAUGAGCACACAUUAAGGGAAAAUAUCAGAGCAUUUUCCAGAGUCAGCAUCUCUCCAAGAAUUCUCAUAGAUAUGAGCCAAAUUGAUCUUUCAACAAGUAUCUUGGGCCAUCAGAUCUCCGCGCCAAUAAUGAUUGCUCCAACAAGCUAUCAUAAGCUCGCACACCCUAGAGGAGAAAUAGCAACAGCUAAAGCUGCAGCUGCAUGUAAAACAAUUAUGGUCCUAUCCUUUAGUUCUAACUCCUCCUUGGAAGAGGUUGCUGCCUCCUGCACUGCUGUGCGGUUUUUUCAAUUAUAUGUAUUUAGAAAUAGAGAAGUAUCAGCUUGGCUUGUACAGAGAGCUGAAAGAAGUGGAUACAAGGCUAUAGUUGUAACUGUUGACACUCCUAAACUUGGUCGAAGGGAGAAAGAUAUAAAGAACAAAAUGAUUGCCCCUCAGUUGAAGAAUUUGGAAGGUUUUAUGUCAACCGAAGUUGUCAAUGAUAAGGGUUCAGGUCCUGAAGCUUUUGCAAAUAGCAAUUUUGACCCUUCUUUCUGCUGGAAGGAUAUAGCUUGGUUGAAAUCUAUUACAAAGCUGCCAAUAUUGAUCAAGGGUAUACUCACACAUGAAGAUGCAACAAGAGCUGUGGAUGUUAGAGUAGAUGGAAUCAUAGUUUCGAAUCAUGGAGCACGGCAGCUUGAUUAUGCUCCAGCCACAAUUUCUGUUCUUGAAGAGGUGGUUCAAGCUGUUGGAGGUAAGCUUCCUGUUUUCCUUGACGGAGGGGUGAGGCGUGGAACUGACGUCUUCAAGGCUUUGGCGCUUGGUGCACAAGCUGUUCUUCUGGGAAGACCUGUAAUAUAUGGACUGGCGGCCAAGGGAGAAGAUGGAGUAAAACAAAUAAUUGGAAUGUUGAAGGACGAAUUAGAGCUCACUUUGGGCCUUGCUGGCUGCUCAAGAAUAAAGGAUAUCACUAGGAACCAUGUCAAAACUGAGCAUGAAGGACUUCAGUCGCUGCUCUAAGCUGAAUCAUUUGGAUUGCACUUUUAUUUUUUUAUAAUUAGUCCGAAGACAAACUCUUGUUAGGCUACUAACCUGCAUGACACACCAGUUCGGAAGCCGGGUACAAGGCGGAACAUUUCAGAAGUAAAUGUCCCAACAUAUUAUUGGGAUGAGGAUUCGAACCUUGCACAAUACCCUGGAACUCGGGGUGGUACUCGAGCUACCAGCCUACCACCUCUCCCUGUGAAUUGCACUUUUAUGGUAGCUCAUGAACUUCAAUAGCAACUUAGCUUAUAUACAAUGUCAAACUCAAUUAAAUAAAUAUCUAUUCAUUAAA
Beta vulgaris subsp. vulgaris (sugar beet) is the source of this 1569-nucleotide messenger RNA. Its product is annotated as peroxisomal (S)-2-hydroxyacid oxidase GLO4. The record is from RefSeq and is a predicted model, not a curated record. Gene Ontology annotation, molecular function: FMN binding; oxidoreductase activity. The transcript is spliced from 12 exons. The coding region runs from base 159 to 1253 and encodes 364 amino acids. Lineage: Eukaryota; Viridiplantae; Streptophyta; Magnoliopsida; Caryophyllales; Amaranthaceae.